Molecule: messenger RNA, 741 nt
Organism: Musa acuminata subsp. malaccensis (wild Malaysian banana)
Lineage: Eukaryota; Viridiplantae; Streptophyta; Magnoliopsida; Zingiberales; Musaceae
Source: RefSeq, a predicted model, not a curated record
AGCCUCACCAUAUACCACCACCCUACAAAUCUUUUCCUCUCCUGCGAUCGAGGAAGCGAUGGAGGAAGACGCGGCGAGUCGGGAGCUGAAGGACCACGAAAAUGGCGGAGGAGAGGCGGCGAAGGCGGUAAAGAUUAUCUCGACUAUCCUCGACGCAGAGGAAGUAGCGGAGAUGGAGGAGGCGGCAGUAGCGGAGGUGAUGAAAUGGCUGGAGGAGGAGAUGAGCUCCGCCGCCGUUGCCCACUCCCCUUCCACGCCGUCCUACAACGAGGAGACAUCCUUCGUCACCAUCAACGGCAACGAGGAGAGCUGCGGGCCGUCGUUCUCCAGCUCCGCGUCUACGGUCAUGGCCAGCAUCGACGCCAGUGGCGGCGUUUGCGGAGUGCCCUACUUCGUCGGGUGCCCCUCCGGCAGCGCCCCGUGGGCGUCUCCGGCGCCAUUGGUCCGGAUGCUGGCGGAGCCAUCGGCGGCUGCGCCCAUGGCGGGGCCGUCGGUGGAGCCGCGAUCAAGUUAAAGGAGAGACGGGGAUAAAGAGAGUGAGAGAAAAAGAAAAGAAAAAGGACAGGCGAAAGAAAUAGAGACGCGUUUAUUGCUGUUUACCGUCUCCCAUUGGAAAUAUGAAAUUAGAAAUUAAGGAUGUUAUUCGAAGAGGCUUUUGUCCGUUGUCUCUCACAAAGUAUACAUAUAAAAACCAUCGAACGCAUACGUGGAAGAAAGAAAUUGGGAGAUCUUUCAAGAAAG